AGCGGUGUUCUUUAAUUAGCAUCAUCAUAACUGAUCAAAAUGGCAGAAAUUUCACUUGGUUUCCUUGCAUUCUCUCUACUCGUCUUCGUUCUGACUAUUUCAGAAAUCACCACGGUGAAGGGAGAAUUAUGUGAAAAGCCAAGCAAGACCUGGUCUGGAACGUGCAAAGAUACCGACAAAUGCAACAAACAGUGCAUAGAAUGGGAGGGUGCAAAAAAUGGUGCUUGUCACCAACGUGAAGCAAAAUACAUGUGCUUUUGCUACUCUGAUUGUCCCCCCAAAGGAAAGAAACCACCUCCCUCUCCAGCUCCAGCUCCAGCUCCGCCUCCGCCUCCACCUCCGCCUCCACCUCCGCCUCCACCACCACCACCGGCUAGCGGGCAGCCGGCUCCACCUCCAGGAUGUGCGAAGCUUGAUGUAGAUAAGCUAAUAGCUGAAGCGCUCACCCGCUACAAGAUCGAACUUGAGAAAGUGAUACAUUUUGAGCUUCCAAUCGACCCGUCUGUCAUCCUUGUAUAACAAUUAUGAAUGAAGAGAAAAUAUUUUGUUAUUAUAUAUGUAUUUGUU
Molecule: messenger RNA, 567 nt
Organism: Lactuca virosa
Lineage: Eukaryota; Viridiplantae; Streptophyta; Magnoliopsida; Asterales; Asteraceae
Source: the annotation of a GenBank genome assembly